This is a messenger RNA of Dermatophagoides pteronyssinus (European house dust mite), 1308 nucleotides long. RefSeq lists its product as uncharacterized. NCBI's taxonomy places the organism in Eukaryota, Metazoa, Arthropoda, Arachnida, Sarcoptiformes, Pyroglyphidae. The record is from RefSeq and is a predicted model, not a curated record.
AUGAAAACUUCAUUCAAAUUUAAUGAUUUAAGAUCAGUAUUUAAUCGUUUUUAUAAAUUUGUUCAAUUAUUACAUUCUGCAUUGAUUGAUGAAGCAUUUAACUUUUAUUCACAACAAACAAUUCUAGAUAUUUUAAUCCGUUCAAUAACAUUUCAUUUGCAUGCAAUUGCAUUAAAUUUUAUAUUUACAUUUAUUUAUUGUCCAAUAAUUUUAGCAUUUUAUCUUAUAAUUUGGGAAAUUUAUUUUACAUGGUUUAUCCUCAUCUAUUGUCUAUUAUUAGAUUAUAUGAUUAUAAUAUUAAUGACAUAUUCAUUAUCAUUAUUUAAUCAACAAUUAAAUUCAAUUGGACAACAAUUACAACCAAUUAUUAUUAUAAAUCAAACAAAUUUUUCUAGAAAAUUUCAAUUAAUGUUAUUAAAUGAACGUUUAAUUACACGUAAACAAUGGGGUAUUAGAAUUGGUGAUUUAACUGUUGUUACUAAAUGGGUUUUUAUGCGUCUCAUCAUACUUUAUGCACGUUUUACAUUGUUGGCAAAAAUUGGUUGGAAACGUUUUAAAUCAUUACCAAUAUUAGAACGAUUACAAUUUUUAAAUGCAACCAUUCUAGGAAUUUAUCAUCUAACCAAAAGUUUUGGUUGGAUUGAAUAUUCAAAAACGAUAAAAUUUCUAAUCGGUGAUAUGACACCAAUCAUGUCGAAUGAUAUAAAAUAUGUAAUCACUAUUAAUCGUCCUAUUUGGCAAUUGAUAAUACAUUUAUUAAAUGGACAAUUAGUUGCAAUAUCAUUAAAUUUUACUGUAUUAUUUUCAUAUUGUCCAUUUAUAAUUGGUUCAUUUACAUUAUUAUUAGGUAUGAAAACUAUACGAAAAGUACGUAUUGAUAUACAACGUAUAUUACCAUCAAUAAAUCUUGGUUUCUAUAUAUUUAUAUUUAAAAAAAUAAUCAAUAUUAAUCGUCCUAUUUGGCAAUUAAUAAUACAUUUAUUAAAUGGACAAUUAGUUGCAAUAUCAUUAAAUUUUACAGUAUUAUUUUCAUAUUAUCCAUUUAUAAUUGGUUCAUAUACAUUAUUAAUAGGUGUGAAAACUAUACAAAAAGUACGUAUUGAUAUACAACAUAUAUUACUUUUAAUUAAUAAUACAUCAUGUUUACGUUUUAAAUUACAAAUUAUGAAUUAUUAUCAACGUAUGGUUAAUUUAAAACCAUGGGGUAUUAAAAUUGGUGCAAUUGCUGUAUUAACACGUGGAAUAUUUUGUAAGCUUAUGAUAAUAUAUGCACGUUUUACAAUGUUAUCAAUGAAAUUAUCUGGAUAA